Messenger RNA from Microplitis demolitor, 1645 nucleotides. RefSeq lists its product as uncharacterized. NCBI's taxonomy places the organism in Eukaryota, Metazoa, Arthropoda, Insecta, Hymenoptera, Braconidae. Gene Ontology annotation, molecular function: protein binding. The coding region runs from base 149 to 1645 and encodes 498 amino acids. The transcript has 5 exons. The record is from RefSeq and is a predicted model, not a curated record.
GUAAAAUCGGUCUUUCUUAAAAAUAAUUCAUCCUAAUCCAAAACUUUGAUAAAAACAUAUACUAUUUAAUAAGUAAUUAAUUGAUAAUCAAUUAUCUAAUGUACUGCAACAAUAAAUUAUAAUUAUUUAGCCGGCGUAAUUAUAAAUAAUGAGUAAAGGUUGUUGGAAAUUUGACGAGCAAGAUAAAGCUCUGUACAUUGACAUUGAAGAGGAACCAGAAAAUAAAAAACGCAACAAAUCAUACAGCGCAUGGGACAGAUUACCCGAUAUAUUAUUAGAAGAAAUAUUUUCAUAUUUAACGAUACGUCAACGCUAUUACGCAUCUCUGGUCUGUCGAUCUUGGUACUAUGCAUUUAAAUUACCAAAAGUAUGGUCAAGAUUUACUCUCCAAGACACGACAUUGACCCGCGGGAAGUUCAACUAUUACAGCGGGUGGUGUUACGUCCUCGAUCACAUGCGAACCUCAACAUGUCUGCACAAAGUCGGCCGUCAUUUUCGCUCCCUGGUAUUCGAACCCAUGUACAACUUUUACAAUCUGUAUGAAUUUAUGAACAUGAUUUCCUGGUUCUCCGAGCGUCAGAUCACCAACGACCCAGCGGUCCUCGGAGUCGGCACAAAUAUUCGUCAUUUGAAAUUCACAUUUCCCUGCAACAUGGCCAAUCGUGAUGAUCCAGAGCAGAUUAAAGUAUUUGGGACCGGUGGUAAACUUCUUGAAGCUGUAAAAAGGCUUGCCCAGAAUUUAAAAAAUUUACGUUCCCUAGAGUUCAUCGAUCUGAUGCUUGACAGUAAAGAAGCGCUUUAUUUUUUAGACACUAUUUGUGAAAAUUGUACUGAGACUUUGAAACAUCUUGUGUUAAUUAAUACAACUAAAUUUUACUGUCCAUUACUACACGUCGGAGUAUUUCUUAAUUUAAAUGUACUUGUUAUAAGCCCGCAAAAUUUAGAUGAUGAUGUGAUAGAUUUAAUUGGGUAUACUAAAUUAAAACACAUGCAUAUAUUUCAAAAUCGUUAUAGCCCCGUUGACACAACUGUCCGAUUGCCAAAACAUUCAUCAUGGAUAAAGUUACGUAAAAAUAAUCCGUAUCUAAAAGUUCACUUUGAAGUGGAAAGUAAUAAACCGGACGUAAUACUACCAAUUGAAUUUCCUGAGCACAGUUCAAUACCGUGUCACAGUAUUGUGAUAGACAACCAGACAGCUCAGAUAACAGCCUCGAUGAUGUUGGCACAGGCGAUUAAUUUUCAAAAGUCACUGGCCAUUUACGCGAUAAAAAGUAUCCCGAAAUAUUAUCAGCAUCGAAGCUUCUCGAAGCGUAUAGACGAAGUCAUCGUACGACUCUGCAGAACUUGUCCAAAUAUUAACACACUGAUGAUACGAGACAAAAUAUCGACCUCAACACUACUCGAGAUAGCGUCAACAGCAAAGUCAUUGCGCUAUUUAUACGUCCGACGUCAAGCUGUUUUAAAGCGAUGCGAUAAAACCUGGUCAUUGGUAACAGAGUGGACUCCAGAUCACGAAAACUGGAUAAAGUCGAACUGCAAAUCCUACGACAGUACCGAGAAAGAAAUCUCGAAGAUUUUGGGGUAUAGGUGGCAUAUGCUUACAGAAAAAGAAUUUAAAGAACAAACUGUUAAUUUGCAUGUAUAA